Messenger RNA from Rattus rattus (black rat), 1826 nucleotides. RefSeq names its product adenosine kinase (gene Adk). Gene Ontology annotation, molecular function: adenosine kinase activity. Gene Ontology annotation, cellular component: nucleus; cytosol. The record is from RefSeq and is a predicted model, not a curated record. Bases 148 to 1185 code for a protein of 345 amino acids. NCBI's taxonomy places the organism in Eukaryota, Metazoa, Chordata, Mammalia, Rodentia, Muridae. The transcript is spliced from 11 exons. Gene Ontology annotation, biological process: purine ribonucleoside salvage.
GCGCGCGGGGUGUGUGAGGACGCGCUCUCCGUCGCUGAGUGCCAGAGCUGGGGAGCAGUUGCUGUGGUACCUACUGCUACCCAGACAGACGCUGAGCAUCGGACAUCGGGCGCGGGGCGCUGCGGUGCGGGACGGGUAGGUGAAGUCAUGACGUCCACCAGUGAAAAUGUGCUGUUUGGAAUGGGGAAUCCUCUUCUUGACAUCUCUGCUGUGGUAGACAAAGAUUUCCUUGAUAAGUAUUCUCUGAAACCAAACGACCAGAUCUUGGCUGAAGACAAGCACAAGGAAUUGUUUGAUGAACUUGUAAAAAAAUUCAAAGUUGAAUAUCAUGCCGGUGGGUCCACGCAGAAUUCAAUGAAAGUGGCUCAGUGGAUGAUUCAGGAGCCACACAGAGCAGCAACAUUCUUCGGAUGCAUUGGGAUAGAUAAGUUCGGGGAGAUCCUGAAGAGCAAAGCCGCCGAAGCACACGUGGACGCCCAUUACUAUGAGCAGAACGAGCAGCCCACAGGAACAUGCGCUGCGUGCAUCACCGGUGGCAACCGGUCUCUUGUUGCUAACCUUGCUGCCGCCAAUUGUUAUAAGAAAGAAAAGCACCUUGAUCUGGAGAACAACUGGAUGUUGGUAGAGAAAGCCAGAGUUUACUACAUAGCUGGCUUCUUUCUCACCGUCUCCCCGGAGUCAGUGUUGAAAGUGGCUCGCUAUGCUGCCGAGAACAACAGGACCUUCACUCUGAACCUGUCUGCACCGUUCAUUAGCCAGUUCUUCAAGGAAGCCUUGAUGGAAGUCAUGCCUUAUGUUGACAUCCUCUUUGGAAAUGAGACGGAGGCUGCCACUUUUGCUAGAGAGCAAGGCUUUGAGACUAAAGACAUUAAAGAAAUAGCCAGAAAGACGCAGGCUCUUCCAAAGGUGAACUCGAAGAGGCAGAGGACCGUGAUCUUCACCCAAGGGAGAGAUGACACUAUAGUGGCUACAGAAAAUGAUGUCACUGCUUUCCCUGUCUUGGAUCAAAACCAGGAAGAGAUCGUUGAUACCAAUGGAGCUGGAGAUGCAUUUGUAGGAGGGUUUCUGUCUCAGCUGGUCUUCAACAAGCCUCUGACUGAAUGCAUCCGGGCCGGGCACUAUGCAGCGAGCGUCAUCAUUAGGCGAACUGGCUGUACUUUUCCUGAGAAGCCAAACUUCCACUGACGGAAGAAAAGCAACUCGGGCUGUGGAGUGGAGACUGCAGAGACCACGUCCUGAGCGUUCCUGCCAUGAGAAAGAAUAACAUUAUCUUCUGUCUUUGCCCACCAUGAUUCUCAUUAUUACUGUAGAGGGCUCAGUGCUACUCCUAGAACCUUUAGUCUCUCAAAAUCUGGGGAAAAAUGUUUAUUUCCAUAGUCUGUUAGUGCCUCUUAAAUGUCACACAGGAAUCCAACAUUGUGGUAGAAACUUUUAAGUUCCUUUUCAAUUGUUUAUAAAUUCAUCAGUAUUUAGUAAGUUGAUCUUUUUUUUUUUUAUAUUUCUGCUUCUAAUGCGGGUGCAAUUUAAUAUGAUAGACUUUUUAAAGAGAUUAAUGCUAACGUCAUUCUUGAGCUUUUUAUAUAAAUGUGUUUAAUUUGGAAGUGUGUGUGCACACACGUCAUAUAUAUUCCUGAUAAUUGUCAAAUAAGGUACAGAAACGUUGACGCACACCACAUUGCCCCGCAUAAGCUCUUCCGUGUGCUGCGGACACCCGGUGGACUUGGGACAGCUGACUAAUCCCAGCUUUGCGCUGUGCUCAGAUUGUAACCUCUGCCUACUCAUGGUACUCUGUAAUUUGAUACAAAUAAAAAACUGCCACAUAGGGA